This is a messenger RNA of Pteronotus mesoamericanus, 1437 nucleotides long. RefSeq names its product LDOC1 regulator of NFKB signaling (gene LDOC1). The transcript has a single exon. Bases 217 to 651 code for a protein of 144 amino acids. The record is from RefSeq and is a predicted model, not a curated record. Lineage: Eukaryota; Metazoa; Chordata; Mammalia; Chiroptera; Mormoopidae.
CCCAUCCCAGCGACGCGCUGGCAGGCCGGCCUCAAAAGCAGCUUUGUAGGCGGAAAUCGCACAGCUGCCCGGACCUCUGCGUUUGCCGCUUUCCUCUCGUGGCCAUCAACGCCUCCACGGACGCGCAUUUCCUGCGAGGCCUCUGUGGGCACCGGAGGCGAGCCGAGCCGAGCCGAACGGAGCCGAGCCGAGCCCUACCUUUCCGAGCUGUUCGCCAUGGUGGACGAGCUGGUGCUGCUGCUGCACGCUCUCCUGGUGCGGCACCGCGCGCUGAGCAUCGAGAACAGUCAGCUCAUGGAACAGCUGCGCCUGCUGGUGUGCGAGAGGGCCACCCUGCUGCGCCAGGUACGUCCGCCGAGCUGCCCGGUGCCUUUCCCCGAAACGUUUAACGGCGAGAGCUCGCGUCUCCCCGACUUUAUCGUGCAGACGACGUCUUACAUGCUUGUCAACGAGAACCGGUUCUGCAACGACGCCAUGAAAGUGGCAUUCCUAAUCAGCCUGCUCACCGGGGAAGCCGAGGAGUGGGUGGUGCCGUACAUCGAGAUGGAUAGCCCCCUCCUGAGUGAUUACCGGGCCUUCCUCGUGGAGCUGAAAGAGUGUUUUGGCUGGGAUGACGAAGAAGACGAAGAGGAGGAAGAAUAUGGUUACUAGGCCCGGAGACCCUCGGGCCUAGGGGUUUGGGCCGUGCACGCAGCACCCGGAGCCCUCGAUCCCGCUCCGCCCCUCCCACAGCUUCGUGCUCCCCCGGCCCCCCCGACCUUCUUCCCUACUCCUGCCCUUCUGUUCUUUCCCUUCAUUUCCCGUAGUGCUUGUCUUUGUUCCAAGAGCUGUGCUCCAGUUGCCUGCUGCGGGGGCCUGGGGUUAUCUCUGAAGCGCACUGCCAUCCGCUCUGGCCAGCCCCAAAACGCACCCCUGCUAAUUUGGACUGUGUCCUGAGCCCCACCUGGUCAGAAAAUGCACAGCCCGGCCAACUGCCAGGCCUACAUCGGCCCAGAGACCUACGCUGCCCCUACGCCACCGUCCACUAACUACAUUCCAGCAACAGACCACCACCGCCUUUGGGAAUAAGGACCAACCUAGAAGAUGCCUGCGUUGGUUGCACCUCCUUGGGACAUUGAUAUGGACAUCUCACCAAUCCCUAAAGGGGCCGGUCUUUCAACCUUGGUUAGUUUCAGACCUAUUCCCAGAGUCCUCCCCUCCCCCAUCAUAUUGCUGCGGGGGCUCAGUGUGCCUGGCAGCCAAAUUGUCGACAUUUCUUUUCUCCUAUGCGCCAGUUUUACAUAGCUGUCAUUUUUUUUUGUUUAAAAAUUACAGCAGUCCUACAGAUGUGUGCAUUUGGACAAAAAUACUAAAAGUAAACAAAAACAGGCAUUCAGCCCAGCUUCUCAAUACUAUCUGGAAAACGCACUUGAGUUCUUUUCAAUAAAUACCAAGCAC